AUGUCCUCUUCGUUCAGGCAAGAUGAUGAUCAACUCUCUCCUGCUAUCUCACAGGCAGAGGUAUGGUCGUCUCCACCUGUAAUCAUUCAAAUUGCUAACUCUCUCAAAGAUGAUGGAGAGAAAAAGGAAAUCAAUCUCAUUCCCACACUUGGUCACAACACUCGCAAUCGAUCAGAGCCCAACAUUGCUUCUGUGUACUGGCUUCCAAGGGAAUUCUCUAUCAAUACUCCCGAGUUUCGGACCAAAACUCUUUCGCCAUAUUUUGCAGAAGCGUCUGGUGCUGCUGGCUUUGUUGUAAGAAUUAAGGGCUACGAGAAAGCAAAAUAA
Seminavis robusta is the source of this 327-nucleotide messenger RNA. NCBI's taxonomy places the organism in Eukaryota, Bacillariophyta, Bacillariophyceae, Naviculales, Naviculaceae. The record is from the annotation of a GenBank genome assembly.